AUGCCCAAGUCAAAACGAGCCAAAGUCUUCCACCUGACCCAAGUCACCAAGAAGACCCGUGAGCAAAAGGACAAGCUGUUCCAGAACAUCCGCGAUGCCGUGCCCGAGUACCAACACUGCUUUGUAUUCAGCGUCGACAACAUGCGCAAUAGCUACCUGAAGAACGUGCGCCACGAGUUGAACGACAGCAGACUCUUCUUCGGCAAGACCAAACUCAUGGCCAAAGCCCUCGGCCAGUCCCCCUCUGAAGCCAUCGCCCCCGGCAUCGAAGACCUAACGCAAUACCUCAGCGGCACCGUCGGCCUCCUCCUGACCAACCGCCCCGUCGAAUCCAUCCUCGAGUACUUUGACAACUUCGCACCCGUGGACUUUGCCCGCGCGGGCGUCACCUCUCCGCGAGACUUCACCAUCCCCGCGGGCGUCGUGUACGCCACGGCGGGAGAAGUCCCCGUGGAGCACGACGUGCCUCUCGAGCACACCAUCGAGCCUGAGCUGCGCAUGCUGAACGUGCCGACUCGCAUGGUCAAGGGCAGAGUGGUGCUGGGCGACGAGAGUGGCCAAGGCGAGGGCUACGUGGUUUGCAAAGAGGGAGAUGUGCUGGACUCGAGACAAACGAGGCUUCUGAAGUUGUUUGGGGUUUGCAUCUCCGAGUUCAAGGUCAAGAUUUUGGCGUACUGGAGCUCAGCGAGCGGAGAAGUCACAGAAGUUGAUCCAUCAGCCAUGGAGGGCGUGGACGAAAACUAA
Molecule: messenger RNA, 744 nt
Organism: Metarhizium acridum CQMa 102
Lineage: Eukaryota; Fungi; Ascomycota; Sordariomycetes; Hypocreales; Clavicipitaceae
Product: mRNA turnover and ribosome assembly protein
Biological process (GO): ribosomal large subunit biogenesis; nuclear-transcribed mRNA catabolic process; ribosomal large subunit assembly
Cellular component (GO): preribosome, large subunit precursor; nucleolus
Molecular function (GO): RNA binding
Source: RefSeq, a predicted model, not a curated record